This is a messenger RNA of Solanum dulcamara, 1515 nucleotides long. Its product is annotated as cation/H(+) antiporter 15-like. Gene Ontology annotation, cellular component: membrane; endomembrane system. The record is from RefSeq and is a predicted model, not a curated record. The transcript has 4 exons. Gene Ontology annotation, molecular function: antiporter activity. The coding region runs from base 1 to 1515 and encodes 504 amino acids. Gene Ontology annotation, biological process: proton transmembrane transport; regulation of pH. Lineage: Eukaryota; Viridiplantae; Streptophyta; Magnoliopsida; Solanales; Solanaceae.
AUGGAGUCACAGACCUUUUAUGUAGAUGAGGCUGAAAACGAUGAUGGUGAUGGUGGUGGUGUGAUACUCGGUCCAUCGGUCAUUGGGAAUAAUGGAGAACUUUCAUCAAAAGUUUUUCCUACUAAAGGCAGAUCAGUACUGGAUACAGUAUCGGUUUUCGGUUUCAUGCUUUUCAUUUUUCAGAUUGGAGUUAAGAUAGAUCUCAGUAUAGUUUUAAAAUCUAGUAGAAAAGCUUUAGCUGUAGGAAUUUUGGGCUUCUUUGUUCCUUUUGGACUAGCCAGUUUCACGGCGUUUCUUCUUGAAAAGUUUCUAUCUUUGGAUCAAGAACUCAUAACUCUGCUUUCAAGGAUAGUAAUUCUUCAAUCUAUGAGAGCUUACCUUGGCAUUGCUUGUUUUCUUGAUGAGCUAAAGAUUCUUAACUCAGAGAUGGGACGAUUAGCUUCUUCAUCUUCGAUUAUAUGUGAUAUUUGUCACUGGACUAUUUUAAGUCUGAAGUAUGCUUUAGAGUUGGCUAAGGCAAAAUCAGUGAGAGUAACUCUGGGGUCAAUGGUUUCUGUUGGUCUUUAUAUCCUUGUUAUCGCAUUUGGAAUCUGUCCAGCAAUUUUGUGGGCAAUCAGACAAACUUCAGAAGGGAAGCCUAUGAAAAAUGUUUAUGUUUAUAUUGUCCUUGUUCUACUAUUAUGGUGUAGUUUCACUGGUGAAGUGAUUGGCCUUAGUUCUAUUGUUGCCUGUUUUCUUUUCGGAUGGAUGAUACCAGAUGGACCGCCAUUAGGUGCUGCAAUAGUUGAAAGACUCGAUUGCUUUGUGUCUGUGUUGCUUGUGCCUCUGUUUUUCACUAUUUGUGGAUUGCAAAUGAACAUUUUCUCGAUAGUGAGGUUGAAAAAUUUAGGAGUGCUUCAGUUGGUUGUGUUAGUUGCUUUUAUUGGAAAGAUCAUGGGAACAAUAUUGCCCCUUCUUUUCUGGAGAGUACCACUACGCGACGCCUUCUCUCUUGCUUUGAUCAUGAACUCCAAAGGCAUUAUGGAACUUGCUUUCUUGAAUGACUUCAAAAAGAACAAAGACAUGAGUUGUAUCACCUCAUAUGAUCCUUCAAGUAGGUACAUUGCCUACAAGAGGAGGACAAUAAUGCAUAGCAGAGAAAACGAUGAAUUUCAUAUACUUUCUUGUAUACACAGCCAAGAAAAUGUUCGUGGAGUCAUCAACUUACUUCAAGUCUCGAAUCCUACAAAAGAGAUUUGCAUUAGUUUAUUAGUCCUCCAUCUUACUAAGCUAACGGGUCAUGCCUCCUCAGUGCUCAUAUCACAUCAAAAGCUUGACAAACCAUCGAUGAAUCCAACACAAUCGGAACGAAUGUCUGGACAUCCUAGUGUAAAAAUGACACUCAUACAUUUCACGAGAUCAGGUAAUGCAUCCGAAAAUAUUGUUGGUGGCUCGGAGAGAAGUAAGGUUCUUGAUUCACAAAUAUUGAGUGAAUUCAAUCUUCGGAACACGUUUCUUUUCAAGAAGCAGAGGUGA